UACACGUCUCCCGUCAAGUCAAUUUAAAUUUAAAUAAAAAGCAAGGAAAACUUUGCGUGUUUGUUUUGAGAAACCGCCCUUGCGAUAUUCUGGCAAGUUAUUAACAUAAUGAGUGAAAAUAUGAAGCCAAACGAAAACCAGCACAUGAUUUUGAAGGUUCGGGGCUAUGAUGGUACGAUCAUGGGGUUCCGGUUCAAAAGGAACCUGCCCUUCAAGAGGCUCAUGAUGGCAUACUGUGAAAGAAUGGGCAUUGAUAUUCGACGUGUACGUUUCUAUUUUAAAGGCAACUGCCUCGAAGAUACGGACACGCCAAUCUCCGUCGGCAUGCAAACAGGAGACAGCAUAGAGACAUAUCGCAUGCGCUAGAGCAAAUCCGCAUUCAAUCUAAAUAUUUUUUCUACCAGUUAAUCAAUAGUUCUUAAAAAAAAUCGGCAAAUUUUCAACCCAAGUGGACUUCGGAAUCGUUUGCUUUUGUCAUAAAAUCCUAAAAAAAAAAGCGUUUAGUAUAAUAAAAGUUUUUAUUUUCAA
This is a messenger RNA of Ceutorhynchus assimilis (cabbage seed weevil), 528 nucleotides long. Lineage: Eukaryota; Metazoa; Arthropoda; Insecta; Coleoptera; Curculionidae. The record is from the annotation of a GenBank genome assembly.